AUGCGUCCCUUGUUGAGGCCUCCACUGUCACAUGACAACCUGGAAGAAGCAGAGCAUGCUGCCCCUCAUCGAGGCCAAGCAAACUGGGCGGAACAACAUCCAUUGUCAGAUGGGGCAGACAUUUUGCUCACUGUCAUUCAUCGCCUAGUAGAAGGCAAUGAUCUGGGAGAAGGAGAUCAAACAGGAUAUGACAAUGCGCGAUACUGGGACGCGGGGGGUCCAAAAUUGCUCUCUACACUGGCUUGUCAUCCAGUCCGAGCAGCAUUAGCAGCCUUGGCCAGAAUUGAAACGAACGAGAUGCCUGAAGGAAGGUGA
Seminavis robusta is the source of this 315-nucleotide messenger RNA. The record is from the annotation of a GenBank genome assembly. NCBI's taxonomy places the organism in Eukaryota, Bacillariophyta, Bacillariophyceae, Naviculales, Naviculaceae.